This is a messenger RNA of Apiotrichum porosum, 627 nucleotides long. RefSeq lists its product as uncharacterized. The coding region runs from base 1 to 627 and encodes 208 amino acids. The transcript has 2 exons. NCBI's taxonomy places the organism in Eukaryota, Fungi, Basidiomycota, Tremellomycetes, Trichosporonales, Trichosporonaceae. The record is from RefSeq and is a predicted model, not a curated record.
AUGAGCGAGUAUUCUUUGACAUGGAUGCGUCAGACUGGACAGAAACCUCGUGAAGCGAUGGAGAAUGAGGGAUAUGCCAAGGCGCUCAUUUACGUGGGCGGCCUGGCCUACAUGAGACCGAUCGGCCCCACAGCCUUGGCAAUGCCUUCUAUGACCUACGAUGGCGUCUCGGUGCAUGUCGAUCGAAAGAACAGCUGCUCUGGAACUGUUAACGUCGAAACAGGUACUGUACUUGGGGAGCCGCUCCUCGCCGGAGCGGAAGAAUUGGAGCAGUGCCCACCCCGCGGAAACGGUGCACGGUUUGAAGCAUUUUCUACCUCUGCCAAGCAUCCCCGUCGUGUGCCCAAAGUGCAGGGACCAGGGGUGUUGAUGUUUGGGGCGAGGGUCAUCUGGUGUAUAUUAGGACAGACCAGACCAUCACACUUUCAUACCUCAGUCCCACUAAAAGUUCUCACAAUGUCGGAGCAACGUAACGACGACAACGACCCCCCUCUCAAAGAGGAGUCCUCCAACUGGCGUCCGUCGAUGAGCGGUUCCAUACCUUACGACGAGUCCUAUAACGACCCUCUCUACCUCAUCCCGGAAAUGCGAGUCUCCUUUCCUGGCUUUGCGUCGACGUCAAGCUGA